Dermacentor albipictus is the source of this 2422-nucleotide messenger RNA. RefSeq names its product protein FAM107B. The record is from RefSeq and is a predicted model, not a curated record. Lineage: Eukaryota; Metazoa; Arthropoda; Arachnida; Ixodida; Ixodidae.
CAGUCAGCCGGGCAGCAGGUCUGCGGCAGGUCUCGCUCGCGCAUCGCUCGACGAGUCAGCAUCCAAGUCGAGUUGGGUCACGCCGAUAACGUAGCGUCGCUGUCACUUGUGACGACGUCGUGGGAGGAGGCCGUGCCCACUCUCCGCGAUUCCUUUAACAGUGCCGGUCCCCUCGCCGCGGGGUUGUGACGUCAGGUCGUCACAUCGGGAGCCCGUACCUGCGGUGGUGCGACAGGCCGGCGGGAUUUCGUCGAAUGAUUCGGCGUGGACCGGCGACCGAUACAGAGCGUUCCAAGUGUGCGUGCUUCUCCGCAAGUGGCAUCGCCGUGGUUUUUCGACUGUUUGCGAGAACAUCCCUUCGACGAUAGGGGACUGCCACAUCCGUGAAUACGAGUGAGUGAGUGUCGCGAAAUUUGGCAAACAGACUGUACUGUGCUUGUGGUGUUGCCUAGGAGUGGCAUUCUUUGGCUCUACUGCUACCUCGAGUGUGCGAGUGCCUUUUGAGUGCGGGGAAAUUGUACUGACUGUACGUCGGCACGAUUUUUUUAUCAAAUCGCAUUUCGCCGAACCUUCCAGUCGGUGCAGCCGCGACAUCUUUGGACACUACUGACGUUAAUAGGGGUGAAUUCAAACGUAGCCCUCCCGAAGCAUCCCGUCGAGUGCUUCGUUCUUCAACUUAAGGUAUCCAAAUUUCUAAACGCAUCAAGAAGCUCGAACGAGAGACUUCUAGAUUAGACUGUACCGCUGCUUGCUUUUUAAGCGUACGUGGUUGAGCGGGACGCCUUGUUUGCCGUGACUAUCUUUCGGGAAAUAUCACUGACAAGAACAGGCGCUAAUAUAGGCAGCUGGCCAUAGUCCCGAGAAGAAACUUCGCCGCAAGGACACGCGGAAUCGGCCAACACAACAGUGCGCAGCCGCUACCGCCAACUUCCGGACACCCAUCCACCUGUUCCGGCGCCCACUGCGUCUUCUCGUUCAUUCAAGCAACAGACUACAGCGAACGACCGCCGAGAUAACGGCGCCACUCGCAACAAACUGUACUGACGAUACACCGUCGGACGUCAGCCCAGCAGCGAUGCUCGCUUAAGACCGGCCGAUACUGCUCGAGAAGAGCAUUGUCCGCGGCGUCUUCUCUAUAAGCCGGUCCCGUUACAAGGCACGCGCUCGGUCUGCCAGCCCACUACCGGCAUUGAAGCUUCGGGAGCAAAAAGAAGGCAGCGGCGUCUCAGGCCUGUUGUGCUUCCUGACGAGUCUUCGCUCCGGGCUACACGUCGGCCUUGCACCGACGUCUGCUACGCGCUCCUUUGACGAGCGGGGGGAAGGAGGUGAUCUCGCCGGAUUACAAGCUGCGCCUCGGCGCCCGACGGCCCCCAAACCUGGCUCCCGCUCUCCGCUGGCUUCUUGGCCGGGAAGACGACAGGUGCACCAUGACAUUGGUGCACAGAGGCUACGUCCAAGUGCUGCCGGCCGGCACGUCGACAACCAAACUCCAGGCUUCUAAUCGAAACCGGCAUCAACAAAUGACGCCGAAACGAGCGCAAGACUUGUUCUUCCCGGCUAUGAUCCCUGAGCCGGACUACAGCGACUCCGAGGACGAGCAACAGCACCGACGGCGACCCGUGAGGAUGCCCGGCAUGGCGGCCGCCCACCCGCACCACAACGAGGCGCAGCUGGCGCACGUCAACGACGAGGGCCUCAUCGUGCCCCGCAAGCUGCCCAACCCGUGCGCCGAGUCGGCCGAGCGAAAGAGCCUGCACCGAGAGCUGCUCUUCAACCAGAAGAUGGGCAAGAGCGUGCUUGGCCAGAAGAGCGAGCUGCAGAAGGCCAUGGAGAAGAUGAAGGAGGAGCAGCGCCGGAAAGAGUUGGAAGAGGAGCGGGUCAAAGGACGCACGGCGCUGGAGAAGCGACUCGAGGAGCAGGCCAACAAGCUCAAGCUGCAUGAAGAGUCUGAGGUGAUCAAGACCGACCUGCCCAGCUCUGAAGAGUCAGAGUUCCUGCGGGUGCAUGCCCGUGUCUGUUCCCACACAUUGCCUGUUGACUCCAAGUCGUAGUUGCAUUGGCCUGUCCUCCAGCAACCGCUGCUGCCGAUGUCAUAUCUUGUCGAAAGACCACCCAUGUACAUAGUUCCCGAUGUAUUUUUUUUUGCCUUCCUUUAUCGCUGGUCUUUAUUAACAGACACAUGAGAGCAGGUGGCCCAAGUGGGCCUCUGCAAGUCUAUUUUUGUGCUUGACGAGCCUUUGUCAUAGGAUGAGCUUCAAGAGACACGACGCAUAGCUACACCGCAGGCCGCAGUGUGGUGGUCCUAAGCUUGCAGUCAUAUUGUAGGUGUUAUGCCUUUUUGAACCUGAAGAGAAAAAAAAUGCUGUUGACUAGUGUGUUUCACGAGUACCAUUAAAGAGAAGCAAGGAGGUUUCUCUACAAA